Pyrus x bretschneideri (Chinese white pear) is the source of this 327-nucleotide messenger RNA. RefSeq lists its product as uncharacterized. The transcript has a single exon. Lineage: Eukaryota; Viridiplantae; Streptophyta; Magnoliopsida; Rosales; Rosaceae. The record is from RefSeq and is a predicted model, not a curated record. Bases 1 to 327 code for a protein of 108 amino acids.
AUGGCAUCAAGAAAAUUGGCAGAUGCAGCCUCAUGGUACUGCGCCACUGCCCUACUAGCCUUGAUCUUGUUUGCUUCCAUCAGAGAGAACAGCUCUACGCCAGACAACAACGACUUGGUUCGAGGGAAACACUUCAAUGACUUCAUGACCAACCGGCCGUGUGAUGAAAUAUAUGUCGUCGGAGAAGGUGAGACGCUCCAUACCAUCAGUGACAAGUGCGGCGACCCAUACAUCGUGGAGCGCAACCCUCAUAUCCAUGAUCCGGACGAUGUUUUCCCUGGACUAGUCAUCAAGAUCACUCCUACUGAACGAUCAUCAGCGGUGUAG